Messenger RNA from Phalacrocorax carbo (great cormorant), 2014 nucleotides. Lineage: Eukaryota; Metazoa; Chordata; Aves; Suliformes; Phalacrocoracidae. The record is from RefSeq and is a predicted model, not a curated record.
AAUCGCCCUGUGCGACCCAAAACGGCGCCGGGGGCUACGGACCGCCGAGACGGGCACUGCCGUGGUCCCCGAGCACCACAUGCUGCCCGAGAAGGAAGUCUUGCGCCCCAAAACGUACAUCCCGCUGCCACCCUUUCCCCAGCAUAGGACCCUGCUGUCCACCCCCACGGCAAGAGGAUGCAGAAACGGGGCAUCCCCCCGCCCCCCCCCCCCCCCCCCCGGGACAUCCUCCACGGAGCCACCAUGGAUCUGGUCCUGGACGCCGCUGACCGGCACCUCCUCACACCCUACGUGUACCCCGCCGGCUGGCCUGAAGGUGAGCCCUGCCGCCAGCUCCUCAGCCUCUUCGUCAUCACCAACCUGGGGGCGCUCACCCUCUACCUGCUCUUCGGCACCCUCAGCUACUACUUCAUCUUUGACCACGAACUCAAGAAGCAUCCUCAGUUCCUAGAGAAUCAGGUGCGCCGGGAGAUCACCUACGCAUUGCGCUCCCUCCCCUGGAUCAGCGUGCCCACCGUCGCCCUGUUCUUCGCCGAGGUGCGGGGCUACAGCAAGCUCUAUGACAACAUCGAGGACUCCCCAUACGGCUGGUCAGGCGUCUUCCUCAGCAUGCUCUCCUUCCUCUUCUUCACUGACAUGGGCAUCUACUGGAUACACCGCGGUCUCCACCACAAACUGUUCUAUAAGCGCUUCCACAAGCCCCACCACCUCUGGAAAAUCGCGACACCCUUCGCCAGCCAUGCCUUCCACCCCGUCGACGGCUUCAUGCAGAGCCUGCCCUACCACAUCUACCCCUUCCUCUUUCCCCUGCACAAAAUCACCUACUUGGGCCUCUACAUCUUUGUCAACGUCUGGACCAUCUCCAUUCAUGAUGGCGACUACCGCGUCCCCCGCUUCCUGCAACACAUCAUCAACGGAUCGGCCCACCAUACUGACCACCACUUGUACUUCGACUACAACUACGGGCAAUACUUCACCCUCUGGGACAAGAUUGGCGGCUCCUACAAGAGCCCCACAGCCUUCGAGGGCAAAGGACCCCACGACUACUUGCGCAAGCUCCGAGAGAAAGGCCUGGGGGCACCCAACGGCUCCCCGGCUGCCAAGACUGAGUAGAAUUCCCCCUGGCCCGGCCCCUCGCUGGGACGAGAUUCCCCAGACGGAUCUCGUCCCAUUCCUCCCUGGCCUCUCAAGACUAUUUUCCUACAGGCAAAGAGCCCCCAUCCCCCGAUGGCGCGCCCAGUGCAGGGCAGUUUUUGGCAAGUGCUCCGGCCCACCCCUGCUCCUGAAACAGCGGUGUCCAGCCUCGCCGGUGAGUUACAGCCUUGCUCUACAGCACAGACCUGCCCUGGUCACCCCCUAUUGUUCCCCCUCCCAGCUGACUUUGGAUCUCUGCUAAGGUCCCUGCGCUGCUUAAUACUGUGCUGCUGCUUUACAAAAAGAACAAUAACAUGGCACAAACAGAAUGAUAAUGUGGCGCAAGUAGAACAAUAACAUGGCUCGUGGCAGGGUUUCCAUCCAUCUGUGCUGAGCACCGUCGUCACCGAUUUGCUGUUGCCAAGUCCAUUGGGAUAAGUCAAGUCAACAGGCUGACAAUGCUGUUUUUUUCUAAGCUGUAUUUAAUGAAAAAAGCCGCAAAUGCCUACCUUUUGGAGACAGCGUGGGCCCCCCGCAGUGGCUCCUCGGCAUGGCAAGGGCUCAGCCUCGAGACGUGGUGGCCUCCUCACUGCUCGACGUGCUGUCCUCCUUCCUCUUGCCUGGGGAUGUCCGGCAAGGCGCUGGUGGGAUGCGUCCUGGAAACAGCAUGCCUGUAAAACAAAGAUGCACCCUGAGUCCCAUGGGUGCCUCAAGCUCCCUGAGAACAUUAUGAGGAGGGGGGGGGACCAGGGUGGAGGAGCGGGCACUCGCGGGUUCGUGGCCAGUUUUCCCCCUUAACAUCUGGUGUGUUUCCUGCUGAAACCCAGUCGCUCUGCCUUUGGGUCUGACCCGCACUCAAUAAAUCUCACUUACCAACUUG